Mobula hypostoma (lesser devil ray) is the source of this 1915-nucleotide messenger RNA. RefSeq names its product atlastin-3-like. The transcript is spliced from 14 exons. Bases 174 to 1745 code for a protein of 523 amino acids. Gene Ontology annotation, biological process: protein homooligomerization; endoplasmic reticulum organization. NCBI's taxonomy places the organism in Eukaryota, Metazoa, Chordata, Chondrichthyes, Myliobatiformes, Myliobatidae. Gene Ontology annotation, molecular function: GTP binding; GTPase activity. The record is from RefSeq and is a predicted model, not a curated record.
AAGGAGGCGGACAUGGGGGCCAGCGAGGCGAAGGGCGAUGUUUAGGAUGCCUCUGGCGGACUGAAGGAGCGGACGGGUUUUCUGACAACACACUUCUUUAGCUGUGAGCUCAGACACCGGCACAUCGCUCCGAGGCGGAUCGGCAGGGCUGGACUGUCCUGUCACCCGAGGCGAUGGCGUGCCCGCUGGCGGUGUCCCAGCAGAUUGUCCACGUCCGCAAGGAUGACCACAGCUUCUCGCUGGACGAGGCGGCCCUGGAGAGCGUCCUGCUGCGCGAGUCGGUCCGCGACCUGAACGUGAUGGUGCUGUCCGUGGCCGGGGCCUUUCGCAAGGGCAAGUCCUUCCUGCUGGAUUUCAUGCUCCGGUACCUGUACAAGCAGAAAAUGGGCUCCACUUCAAACUGGCUGGGCAGGGACGACAAGCCGCUGACGGGCUUCUCGUGGAGGGGCGGCUCGGAUCCUGACACCAACGGUAUACAGAUGUGGACAGAGGUGUUCGUUGUGAAGCAGCCCAGCGGAAAGAAGAUCGCUGUGUUGCUAUUGGACACUCAGGGAGCCUUUGACAGCCAAUCCACGGUGAAGGACUGUGCUACCAUCUUCGCCCUCAGUACCAUGACGAGCUCGGUCCAGGUGUACAAUUUAACCAGCAAUAUCCAGGAGGACGAUCUACAGCACCUUCAGCUCUUCACGGAAUACGGGCGGCUCGCAAUGGAUGAAACGUCAAUUAAACCCUUCCAGACUCUGGUGUUCCUAGUGCGGGACUGGAGCUUUCCCUAUGAGUAUCCCUACGGGCUGGAAGGAGGGACUAGUUUCCUGGAGAAGCGUCUGCAGGUGAAGCCUCACCAGCACGAGGAGCUGCAGCUGCUGCGGAAACACAUCCGCUCGUGCUUCCAGAAGAUCCAGUGCUUCGUUAUGCCCCACCCGGGGCUGAAGGUAGCCACCAACCCCAACUUCGACGGCAAGCUGAAAGAUAUGGAAGACGAAUUCAAGACCCACCUCCAGGACCUGGUUCAACUGCUGCUGAGCCCGGAGAACCUGGUGGAGAAGGAGAUUAACGGGGCGAAGGUCAGCUGCAGGAACCUGCUGGAGUACCUCAAGGCUUACGUCAAGGUUUUCCAAGGGGAGGAUCUGCCGCAUCCCAGGUCCAUUCUGGAGGCCACAGCUGAAGCCAACAACCUGGCUGCCCUCGCUGCAGCCAAGGAUUACUACCAGCAGGCCAUGGAGGAGCUGUGCGGGGGCGACAAGGCGUACCUGGCGCCCUCCAAGCUGCGGGAGCGGCACCUGGUGUACCGGGAGACGGCCGUGGAGAAGUUCCGCACGAUGAGGAAGAUGGGCGGCCGCGGGCUGAGCCAGCGCUACCAGGAGCAGCUGGAGGCCGAGAUCGACGAGCUGCUCGACAGCUACGCCAAGUUGAACCGCAGCAAGAACUUCGCCAGCCUGGUGCGGACGCCGGCCGCCAUGCUGCUGAUCAUCGUCAGCAUGCACCUCCUGUCGGGCUUCGUCGGCCUCCUCGGGCUGGGCUUCCUCACGGUCCUCUUCGACUUCUUCAACGGCAUGGCCCUGCUGACGCUGAUGAGCUGGCUGUACAUUAAAUACACGGGGCGGGGCCCGCUCCUGGGGGAGGUCAUCGACGCCGUCAGCGAUUCCAUCCUCGGCGGGGUCGCCAACCUGAUCAUCAGCCGCUACUUCUCCAUGCCCCCCAACACCGUCCUGGUGGGCUUGGCUCGUGCCGCCGGGAGGAGUUAGCAGACCCGCGGCCAGUCUCCAACCCAACGCCCCAACAGCCCGACCCCCUCGCCUUCGGACGGGACUCGCCCGCCGCUGCGCCUGGAGUCCUCGACAUGCUGAGCACGGUCUCUGAAUGGCUCUGCCCGCCCACGAAGGAACCAUCGACCACUGGAGGGGACAGGUGGGGG